AUGCCCCCUUUAAUGCUUGUUUGUAUUACAAUUGCUUUGCAUUUUUUUCCAGAAUCUGGUGGCUUAUGUUCUGAUGACAACACAACUAAUAUAGCUCCAAUUUUCUUGGUUACAUUUGGCUCUGGUUCAGCUACAUUUUCUUCAGCAACGCCUGCUAAUUUUAGUUUCACAACAACUUAUCAACAAGCGUUCACAAUUCCAAUAGAGGAUGGCUAUUUUGCUUUUACGAAUGCGAUUCCUAAUGUUAACACUGUUUGGCAUACAGGAGCCCUAGAUCAUACACCUAAUGACAUCGAUGGAUACAUGUUUCUGGCCAAUGCAGAUCCUAAUCCUGGCCAAUUUUAUAGGGGAACAGUCAAUAAUUUGUGUAUUGGUGAAAGGUAUGAAUUUUCAGCCUACUUAACUAAUCUUGUCGGACCAUUUGGUCUUGCUAAACCGAGCGUUAUAUUUCAAAUUCGAACAUCAACAUCUGACAACACUUUAAUUGGUCAGCUAGAUACAGGCGAAAUACCCGAAUAUAGCACGAUGACUUGGACGAAGUUGGCUUUAAUGAUACAAAAUUAUUCGAUUCAACAUCGAACAAUAAAAUAA
Rotaria sordida is the source of this 591-nucleotide messenger RNA. The record is from the annotation of a GenBank genome assembly. Lineage: Eukaryota; Metazoa; Rotifera; Eurotatoria; Philodinida; Philodinidae.